GUGUGGGGAAUCGAUGGGUGAAGUCGAGAAAUCAUUCAAAAGUGCAGUAUCAGCAUAAAGUGCAUUAAUAGCCGGCGACAUAUUUUUACGAUCAUAUCCAAAACAUGUUCCCAUAGAAAACAGCUGAACGGAGAAAUAUCGAUGCCUUCUAAUAUAUUCUCUGUAUAUACAGCAGUAUAGACUGCCAGGGGUUAAUUUAAGGUUAACAAAAAGGACAAGCGCCAUGCGAUUUGCUCUUGGCAUUGUGGCCAUCAUCUGGACACUAUUUGUCCUGGCCGACGGAGUGGAUCCCGGGAACUUUAAGACCUGUGAACAGAGCAGUUUCUGCCGACGCUCCCGAAAGGUACAGAGUUCGGGCAGCAAGUACGCCUUGAUUCCGGGCACUCUGAACACCUAUGCCGAUUCGCUGACCGCCGAUCUGGUGAACAAGGAGAAUCACCACCAGUUUGCCUUCAAGUUGGAGGCACUGGAGGGCAGCACUUUCCGGCUGCAGAUUGACGAGAAGCAGCCACUUAGGCCGCGAUACCGCGUGGAGCACGCCCUCAAGGGGCAGCCCCGGGCCGGACGCAUUCGUGUCCAGCGUGAGACGGACGGUGAGAUUGUCAUCACAUCGGAGAAAAACAAGGCCGUCAUCCACGGCGACCCCUUCCGCAUCGAUUUCUACGAGGACGAUGUCCUGGUGGUCUCGGUGAAUGCCAAGAACUGGCUGUACUUCGAGCAUCUGCGUCAGAAGGCCCAGGAGCAGACUCCCGAGCCCGCGGAAUACGAGAACCAGCAGGAGCAGGAUGCCGCUGUGGAAACUCCGAAGGCAGCCGAUGCCAUCGAUGACCCCGGCGCAUGGGAGGAGAACUUCAAGUCGCACCAUGACUCCAAGCCAUAUGGUCCAGAAGCAGUGGCUCUGGACUUUGCGUUCCCUGCCGCCGAGAUCCUCUUUGGCAUUCCGGAGCACGCCGAUAGCUUUGUCCUGAAGUCCACCUCCGGCACGGAUCCAUACCGUCUGUACAACUUGGAUGUGUUCGAAUAUGUAGUGGACAGCAAGAUGGCCCUGUAUGGCGCAGUGCCGGUGAUCUACGGUCAUGGACAACAGCGCACUGCCGGCGUUUACUGGCAGAAUGCCGCCGAGACAUGGGUGGAUAUCCAAACCUCGGAAACCAAUGUGGUCUCUUCGCUGGUGAACUUUGUGUCCGGCUCGCGAAAGACUCCACCGCCGGCUGCCCACUUCAUGUCCGAGUCGGGAAUUGUGGACGCCUUCAUCAUGCUGGGUCCCAAGCCCAUGGACACAUUCAAGCAGUACGCUGCUCUGACGGGAACGCACGAGUUGCCACAGCUAUUUGCACUGGCCUACCACCAGAGCCGAUGGAAUUACAACGACGAAAGGGAUGUGACCACCGUGUCGGCGAAAUUCGAUGAGUUCAACAUACCGAUGGACACCAUGUGGCUGGAUAUCGAGUACACCGAUGGCAAACGCUACUUCACCUGGGACAAGUUCAAGUUCCCACAGCCGCUGGCGAUGAUCAAGAACCUCACGCAGCUGGGCCGCCAUUUGGUGGUGAUCAUCGAUCCGCACAUCAAGCGGGAUAACGCCUACUUCUUCCACCAGGAUUGCACGGAGCGUGGCUACUACGUGAAGACGCGCGAGGGCAACGACUACGAGGGUUGGUGCUGGCCGGGAUCGGCCAGUUAUCCCGAUUUCUUCAAUCCCGUGGUCAGAGAUUACUACGCCAGCCAGUACGCACUGGACAAGUUCCAGACGGUCACCGCCGAUGUGAUGCUGUGGAACGACAUGAACGAACCGUCGGUGUUCAAUGGCCCCGAGAUCACGGCGCCCAAGGACCUAGUGCAUUUUGGCAACUGGGAGCACCGCGACGUGCACAAUCUGUACGGUCACAUGCAUCUGAUGGGCUCGUUUGCCGGCUUGCAGCAGCGCGAUCCCAACCAGCGGCCCUUCAUCCUCACCCGUUCCCACUUUGCGGGAUCGCAGCGUUAUGCCGCCAUUUGGACGGGUGACAACUUGGCGGACUGGUCGCAUCUGCAGCACUCAAUCAAGAUGUGCCUCACCGAGGCGGUGGCCGGUUUCUCCUUCUGUGGCGCCGAUGUCGGUGGAUUCUUCGGCAACCCGGAUAGUGAGCUAUUGGAGCGCUGGUAUCAGACGGGCAUUUUCCUGCCCUUCUUCCGGGCCCAUGCCCACAUCGAUACAAAGCGGCGGGAGCCGUGGCUCUUCCCCGAACGCACUCGCCAGGUGAUCCAGAAUGCGGUGCUCAAGCGUUACUCCUAUCUGCCACUGUGGUACACCGCCUUCUAUGAGCUGGAGCUGACGGGUGAGCCGGUUAUCCGGCCCCUGCUGACCCACUAUCCGCAGGACAAGGAGGCAUUCGGUGUGGACAGCCAGCUGCUGGUGCAGGAUCGCCUCCUUGUGCGGCCCGUCAUGCAGCAGGGCGUCAGCAAAGUGGACGUCUACUUCCCGGCCAUUGAUGACAAGAAGAACGGUGACUGGUGGUACGAUGUGGACACCUAUCAGCGCCAGGAACGAUCCGGCUAUGUGUCGGUUCCUGUAGAUGACAACAAGAUACCCGUGUGGCAGCGUGGCGGCAGCAUUGUUCCGAAGAAGGAGCGCCAACGUCGCGCCUCCACCUUGAUGCAGCACGAUCCGUACACACUGAUCAUCUGCCUGGACAGGCAGGGCAAGGCCGCCGGCUCCCUCUACCUGGACGAUGAGAAGUCCUACGCCUACCGCCAGGGGCAGCGCAUCCACGUGAACUACGAGUUCGCCGACGGCCAGCUGGUCAACCGCUUUGUGGGCAAGCCCAAGUACAAGAGCCUUGCCUGGAUCGAACGGAUCGUGAUCGCCGGGCUGGAGAAGGUACCCAGCACUGCCAGUAUCACUGUGAAUGGCGUCAGCCAGCAGCUGGAGGUGCUCCAACAUGACCAAACCGUCGUUGUGCGCAAGCCGGGCGUCAAGAUGGACGUCGACUUCGCCAUCAAACUGAACUAUGUGUAGUCUGUGGUCGCCGUCGGCUCGUAUUAGUGUUUUACUUAAUCUAUGCACACAUUUGAAAUUGCUAUUAAAGUUGUAAAGCUCA
Molecule: messenger RNA, 3080 nt
Organism: Drosophila gunungcola (fruit fly)
Lineage: Eukaryota; Metazoa; Arthropoda; Insecta; Diptera; Drosophilidae
Gene: GCS2alpha
Product: neutral alpha-glucosidase AB
Exons: 5
Coding region: 224-2998 (924 amino acids)
Biological process (GO): N-glycan processing; carbohydrate metabolic process
Molecular function (GO): carbohydrate binding; alpha-glucosidase activity
Source: RefSeq, a predicted model, not a curated record